GUCUUUGGCGAGCGUGCUGGUCGGACAGUAACGACGCCGACGCGACGGUAGCAAGGACGGCGGGUCGCCGCGGCGCAGCUGCCGAGAACGUCGUUUUCACUGACGCAACAUCGAUCGCGCACCUCCACGGACUAUAACCUUUGCAUUUUCCAACGAAACUCGUUGCGACCCUGCGGAGUUUCGUCGUCCGACAGAAUUCAAGCGAGGUCAGUUCGCCGUUCAAUACCUCGCGCCUAAACUUCCGAUCGUACGCGACAUCGUUCACCGUAAUUUCCGGUGUGUUCCCCAAAAAAAAUGAAGACCACGAUGAGUUCCGACUGAUAACCCGAGCAACCCCAUGAAGGAAACCUCAGAGGAGGGACCACCGCUUUCAGGAUACCGCCUGUGUGACAGUUUGCACGUUCAUUAAGUAACGUAUUACGAAUGCGUGGUAUUUAUAUAAAUGAAUAACGAGAGAGACUCCCUCGAUAUCUCAUUGUCAGACAAACCCGGUGUGAAUCUCUGUGUGCGAUGCGCCUAACUAUUCAGAGAACGUUGAUGGCAUUUGAAUUGCGGUACUGCCCUUGGCUCAGUCGUUGCGAGGAUUGAUACUUAACGAAGAGAGGAUUAAAAGGCCUAUGAAUAGCUAUCAAAGAGCAUGAAUGGUCGUGACUCGUCGGCGGCUGCAUCGACGCAAGAUUCUUCCCGAUAGCAGCGUCGAUCGCAGACGUCGGCGGCUGACGUCAUCAUCAUUAUCAUCGGCUCUAGUAACAGUAACAACGAUUACACAUCGAAAUCAUGGAUAAGCAGGAUUUUUUUGCGAAUCUACAUUAUCUGCCGAUCGCCGUCUUUAUCUCUUUGCCGUCAGUUUUUAUUUUAACAUACGUAAUCGCUGUCUUACUAGGACACGUGGAAGCUGGUUUUCCUUACAUUUCAGAUGUAGCGACUUACGCACCAGAAAGUUGUAUUUUCGCUCAAGCUGUCAACCUGAUAGCUAUUCUCAUGGGUUUAAUGAUCUACAUAAGAUAUUCCCAAGUUAAAGAAUGUAUCAGAACUUUCGGUUCAUCAACUUCUUUGCCGAAAUUGAAUCGUUGGGCCUUAAUUUUCGGCCUCAUAUCAACCGCCGGUCUAUCAAUCGUCGCAAACUUUCAAGAAACAUCAGUAAUAGUAGUUCAUCUCAUCGGUGCGAUACUCUGCUUCGGAGGUGGUACGGUGUACUUUUGGACCCAGGCUGUAUGCUCAUUUUACUUGCAUCCCUCGGGAUGCUCAUUACGACUGGCGCAUCUUCGCACGGCGUUAUCAACUUUCUGUACUGUCUGCUUCUUCGUAAUCCUUAUUACGGGCGUACUGGCCCGUUUGGCCUAUAAGGGAACGAAUCCCCGGAAAUGGUACAAGGAGGACGGCGGCUGGGAAUUGCAUGUGGCUAGCACGGUAACCGAAUGGCUUUGCGCAAUAACGUUUUGCGCUUACAUCCUAACAUUCACGGAUGAGUUUAAAGAUGUCAGAAUAAGUCCUCCAAAGGUGAUAUGCAAUAUACACCGUUUGAGAUCGAAUAACGAAAUAUUGAGCGAAAGCCAAGACUCCGCCGUGGCUCACGAUCAGGCGAAUCCAUCAACCAGUACCUGAUCGCUCAUAGGC
This is a messenger RNA of Vollenhovia emeryi, 1617 nucleotides long. Its product is annotated as DNA damage-regulated autophagy modulator protein 2. The transcript is spliced from 8 exons. The record is from RefSeq and is a predicted model, not a curated record. Bases 778 to 1605 code for a protein of 275 amino acids. Lineage: Eukaryota; Metazoa; Arthropoda; Insecta; Hymenoptera; Formicidae.